AUGGGCUUGGGCCGCUGCUUCAGAUCCAACAGCAACUUCAAGAUGGUCUCCUGGUCGGUGCUAAUGAGGAUACAAGCAACACUGCAGAAGGAGAUGGUGCGGGAGUUCCUGGCUGAGUUCAUGAGCACGUAUGUCAUGAUGGUAUUUGGCCUUGGUUCUAUAGCCCAUAUGGUUCUAGGAGGGAAAAAAUUUGGGAGCUACUUGAGUGUCAACUUGGCUUUUGGCUUUGGAGUCACCAUAGGAAUGCAUGUGGCAGGCAACAUCUCUGGGGCCCAUAUGAAUGCAGCUGUGACCUUCACCACCUGCGCUUUAGGUCGCAUGCCUUGGAGGAAGUUUCCUGUGUAUGUUCUGGGUCAGUUUCUGGGCUCCUUCAUGGCUGCUGUCACCAUCUACAGCCUCUUCUAUACGGCCAUUAUCCACUUCUCCGGCAACCUUCUGACAGUGACUGGUCCCACGGCCACUGCUGGCAUUUUUGCCACUUACCUUCCUGAACACAUGAUAUUGUGGAGGGGCUUCCUGGAUGAGAUGUUUAUCACAGGAAUGCUCCAGCUGUGUCUCUUUGCCAUCACGGACAAGGACAACAAUCCAGCACUUCGAGGGACAGAGGCUCUGGUGGUCGGCCUCCUCAUUGUCAUCAUCGGAGCGUCCCUAGGCAUGAACUCAGGAUAUGCUAUGAACCCAUCCCGGGACCUGCCUCCUCGCUUCUUCACUUUCAUUGCUGGCUGGGGCAAACAGGUGUUCAGGUACUGCCCUUGCCAAGCCCCAUUCCUGUGA
Molecule: messenger RNA, 774 nt
Organism: Marmota flaviventris (yellow-bellied marmot)
Lineage: Eukaryota; Metazoa; Chordata; Mammalia; Rodentia; Sciuridae
Source: RefSeq, a predicted model, not a curated record